Molecule: messenger RNA, 1503 nt
Organism: Toxorhynchites rutilus septentrionalis
Lineage: Eukaryota; Metazoa; Arthropoda; Insecta; Diptera; Culicidae
Product: small glutamine-rich tetratricopeptide repeat-containing protein beta-like
Exons: 3
Coding region: 160-1179 (339 amino acids)
Biological process (GO): post-translational protein targeting to endoplasmic reticulum membrane
Cellular component (GO): TRC complex; membrane
Molecular function (GO): protein binding; molecular adaptor activity
Source: RefSeq, a predicted model, not a curated record
UCAUAUUUAACGAUUCUCCGAAUUCUCCAGACCGUCUUCUGCGUAUCUCGAGCAACUAAUCAAAAUCAUUGUCGGAUCAUCGCCACCGUAUCGCUUAUCUGGAACCCAAAUACUGCAGAUUGUAACCAUAAACGUUCAGUUCAAGCGAAGGAGAAAACGAUGACGGAUAUCGACCAAAAAUAUUUCGUCCGGUCGUUUAUAAGAUUUCUGAACGGGCAGAUCGAGCAGCCGAGCUUUAGCUCGGAUUCCCGGGAAAGCUUGGAAGUGGCCAUUCAGUGUUUGGAAAAUGUUUACGAAAUUGGCCAAGAGGAGGGCGACGACGGCAAGGAUAACCCGUUGAAUCACGUUGAUCUGUAUGAAGUGUACCGGAGUACGUUCACGAACGUCUCGCCGGAACGUAAGCAGGAAGCGGAAAAUCUGAAAAACGAGGGCAAUCGGUUGAUGAAGGAGGGAAAAUACCAGGAAGCGUUGAACACUUAUAGCAAGGCUAUCAGUCUGGACGCAACCAAUCCAGUCUUCUACUGCAACCGUGCUGCGGCUUAUAGCCGCAUGGAGGAUUAUCAGAGUGCGGCUAACGAUUGCCGCAUGUCGUUGCGAUACGAUCCGAACUACAGCAAAGCGUACGGUCGGCUUGGGUUGGCAAAUUCCAAGAUGAACAAACACGAACAGGCUUUGGAGGCGUAUCAGAAUGCGCUGAGAAUCGAACCGGAUAACCAGGACUACAUAAACAACAUGAGUGUGACCCAGCAAAGGCUAGAGGAGCAACGGAAUGCACCAGUGGGGGCCGCUGGAGUUGGCGCUGGAGGAAUGCCAAAUCUAGGUGUUGGAGGUCUCGGGGGCAUUGACUUCGCAGCCGCAUUGAACAACCCAGCUCUGGUCCAUAUGGCAACGCGGAUGAUGAACGAUCCGGCGGUGCAGAACAUGCUGGGACAUCUAAGCGGCAUGGAUAACGUGGAUGCGCUGCUCGAAACAGGCCGUCAGCUGGCCAUGCAGAUGAGCAACCAAAAUCCGGACGUGUUUGCAAAUGUGAUCCGACAGAUGGAGCAAGGAGGAGGAGGAGGUGGCUUUCCAGCGAACGGAAAUGGUGCUGCGCCGAAUGCCACCGCUCCGGACAACAACCAGAACAGUAACGGAAACAACGAUAACGCGCAGCAGCCGCCACCGCCAGCUGAUUCGUAAUCUGUAGAAUAGAUCAAUUUAAAAAAAAACGCAUUCAUUUUAGCGAUUUAGACGAAUGAUGAUGGUUUUUGGCCGCAGAAGCAGCUGACGGACUCUUCCAGCAAAUUGGUUAAUUAUGUUUAGUGUGUUCUCCUGAAUAGUUAUUUUCAACGUUGACUUAUUCAAUCCACCGUAGAAUCUGUAGUGAUUUGAGUACCGUAACAUCGCAAAACAAUUCAUACACCCAUGCAACGUUAUUUGUUUUUGGUCAAUUUUAGGGCGCUCGUAAUAUGAUUUACUCAGUUCCUAAAGAAAGUCAAUAAAUUUAUUCUAACGGAAAGAAAA